AUGAAUCCAAAGAUUCUAAAAAUAUCUCUCUGUCCAGGAAGUUCAUAAAAUAUCUCUGUCCAGGAAGUUGGUAUAAAAGAACAGAAAAUGUUUCUCACAAAGUCCAAGUUUGGUUUCAUUUCUUCCAAAGUUUUACACUCUGUCCUAUCAUAAUAUUCUGGAAUCUUCUCUGACCUGAGUUAAUAUCGUAUUCGCCGUCGUUACGUGCCGGGAAUAUUUACCGGCUACCUCUGUGUCGACCUUUCUAAUUAUCUUCUUCCCAUCACUCGCCGGAAAAUUUUGCCGGCUAUGUCUGUCUCGACAUUUACGCUCCAAUUUCUCAGAUCUCGGGCAAAAACCAGUAUUUUUCAGGCUUCUAUUGUAACAAAUUUCGGCGUAGGGUGUCUCUCUGUAACCAAAUUCUGGUGUUCUAGGGUUUAGCCCAAUAUGCUCAAGCUCUUUCCAUGAAAACUCCCAAUUUCACAGAUUAAUUACUGGACAAUGCCAGAAAACUCGCCAGAAAACUUUCCCGAAAGAUUUUCCAUCACCCCGACAAGUUCAAGGUCAAUUACAGAGACAGUGAAAGGUUCACAUCGAUUCGUGAUCCAGGGUUACUCUCUCGCAAAGGGCAUGGGGGUUGGUAGACAUAUAGCCAGUGAUAAUUUUACUGUGGCUGGUUAUCAAUGGGCUAUAUAUUUUUACCCUGAUGGUAAAAAUGCAGAGGAUAACUCUCUAUACGUCUCUGUGUUCAUUGCUUUGGCAAGUGAAGGGACAGAUAUUAGAGCCCUUUUCGAGCUCACAUUAGUGGACCAGAGUGGGAAAGGGAAGGACAAGGUGCAUAGCCAUUUUGAUCGGUCACUUGAGAGUGGGCCUUAUACAUUGAAAUAUCGAGGCAGUAUGUGGGGGUAUAAACGUUUUUUCAGACGGGCUGCGCUUGAAACAUCAGAUUACCUCAAGGAUGAUUGCCUGAAAAUAAAUUGCACAGUUGGGGUUGUCGUUUCUGCAAUGGACUGCUUCCGACUACAUAGAAUACAGGUCCCCGAAUCAGAUAUAGGUAUUCAUUUUGGCGCAUUGCUGGAGAACCGGGAAGGUUCAGACAUUGUCUUUGAUGUUUCUGGAGAAAAAUUCCAUGCUCAUAAGUUGGUGUUGGUUGCCCGUUCUGCUGUGUUCCGAGAUAGAUUUCUUGGUAGUUCAGAUAUGAACCAAUAUGAAAUUAAAAUCACAGAUUUAGAUCCUAAGGUCUUUAAGGCUUUGCUGCAUUUCAUAUACAGGGAUUGUCUUAUAGAAGACGAGGAAUUGAAAACAUCGGGCAUGACUUGUUCAUCUAUUUUGGAUGAAACACUGCUUACAAAGCUAUUAGCUGCAGCAGACAAGUAUGAUUUGGGAAGACUAAGAUUGAUGUGUGAGGCAAACCUUUGCAAGGACAUAUCUGUUGACAACGUUGCCGAUAUCCUUGCCUUGGCUGACCGUUACCAUGCCAUGGAACUGAAAACUGUUUGCUUAAAAUAUGCAGCAGAAAACCUAGCAGCUGUAAUGCGAACGGAAGGGUUUGGACAUUUGAGAGAGAAAUGCCCAUCUCUUCAGUCUGAGCUUUUAAAGACAGUUGCGGGAUGCGAGGAAGAUUGCAGCAGUGCAGGCAGAAGUCGAAGUGUUUGGGCGCAACUAUCAGAUGGAACGGAUGAUAAUGGCCGAAGGGUUAGGCAAAGGACUUGACCUCUCAAUCUCUUACUGCACCUUUUUUUUUUGUGGAGAGAGAGAGAUGAUUGUGGUGCGGUGAUGAUGAUUGAGAACAAUGUGAGAGAGAGAGAUGGUUGAGGUGUGGUGAUGAUGAUUGAGGAACAAUGUGAGAGAGAGAGAGAGAGAGAGAUGGUUGAGGUGUGGUGAUGAUGAUUGAGGAACAAUGUGAGUGAGAGAGAGAGAGAGAGAUGGUUGAGGUGUGGUGAUGAUGAUGAUCGAGAAACAAUGCUUUGAAGUAGUUUGUUCCUGAUGUGUGUUGUUUGAGAGAGAUCGUUGUGGUGUGACGAUGAUAAUUGAGGAACAAUGCUUGUGUAUUGUUUGAGAGAGAGAGAGAGAGAGAGAGAGUUGUAGUGCUGCUAAUGAUUGGGAAACUGCGUGUUGAUGUAGUUUGUUCCUGUGGUGUAUUGUUUUGUGUUGUAACUUGUGCUCUCAACUGUAGUUGUCACUUGCAUGUGUAUGGGCAUACGAACAAUUGAAAAGGGGCUUGAGACUUGGCCUGCUGGUUUUAAUGGUUAAGGGUCUGUUUGGAUUUA
Amborella trichopoda is the source of this 2249-nucleotide messenger RNA. Its product is annotated as BTB/POZ and MATH domain-containing protein 4. The record is from RefSeq and is a predicted model, not a curated record. Gene Ontology annotation, biological process: protein ubiquitination. Gene Ontology annotation, molecular function: protein binding. Lineage: Eukaryota; Viridiplantae; Streptophyta; Magnoliopsida; Amborellales; Amborellaceae.